CAGAGUCCCUCUUCCCUACUGUGUCGAAGACCCAUUCAUUGGAUAUCUGUACAUGGUCAUGAUGGCAAAUCUCGAGGCAACUGGAGGAGGCGAGGGUGUGGAAUGGCUUAAAAACGAGCCAUAUGAUAACACUGAUGGACAUUGGGAUCUGAAGAUCGACGGAUACUCUGUGCCCAAGAACAAGGGACAGUACACUCUGAAACAUUACCUUGUGGCUUCCAAAGUCCCUGGUUGGCUUACGAAACUUCUGCCUGCAGAGGCUAUGAUUCUUGAGGAAGAAGCUUGGUGCUCUGACGAUUACCGUUAUUCCGUUUUCACGAAUGGCUAUUUAAGUCGUCAGAAAUUCCACAUCAUCUUGGAAAUGAAGAUUCUCAAGAAUGAUAAGGGUGAAAAUGACAAUGUGUUUAACCUUUCUGAAGAGGAAAAGAAGCAGCGCUAUGUGGAAUUCUACGACAUGUGUGACGUUUAUAAGAGUGAAACGAUUCCAGAGUCGGAGGAUCUCACCAAGUUGAAGAUUGACAACAUUCCGGGAAGUCCCCUGCAACCAGGGUGGUAUAAGAACUGGGACAUCAAUAACAUGUCCUGUCAAUACUGGCUACUUCACAUCGACUUCAAGUUCUUCGGUUUUCAGACCAUUGGUGAGAACAUGGUGUACAAUCAGCAGUGUUACAUGAAUCGCGUGUGUGAACGCCAAAUGACGAGCACGAUUGACAAGUGGAAGAAUCUGACGAUUGAGGACAUCCGAAAAAUGGAGAGCGAGAACAUGGAGGAGCUGAAGGAGAAGAUCAAGUCAAAAGAGAUCGCCCUGGCGUAAGACUCUAUGUCUUUUUGUUAGUUAUGUAGGUUUACUGCGGGAGUAAAUUAAGAUGGUUUGGGUCUGUC
Messenger RNA from Blastocystis hominis, 882 nucleotides. RefSeq lists its product as hypothetical. The record is from RefSeq and is a predicted model, not a curated record. NCBI's taxonomy places the organism in Eukaryota, Bigyra, Opalinata, Blastocystidae. Gene Ontology annotation, biological process: phospholipid transport. The transcript is spliced from 8 exons. The coding region runs from base 62 to 814 and encodes 250 amino acids.